AUGACCGAGCAACAAUCCAGCAAGCCCAGGACUGCCGUACUCGACCACGCUGCCUACCCCCACAUCUUCACCGCCAUUAUCAACAUUGCACCCACUACAGCUCUCCUUGCGCUCCGUACCACGUCACGCACAAUUAGAUGGCGUGUCGACAGAGUCCUGGUCGACAACCUUGUCCUAGUUGGUCGCGACGGCAGACUCGCCGUCGGUACCCGUAGGCCUGCAGACAGACACACGGUCAAGCUUGCUGAAAUGGCCCCCGGCCAGCCUGCGGCAGGCGCGACGUACUGGUUAUCGCUGGUGUCAACAGCUCGUGUGGUCGACCUGCGUGGAGACCUCCAGCUGGCCUCACCCAUCAAUGUCAACACGCUCCGCCUUCAUCCGGACGCACGUUACCCAGAAGCAGGGGAAUGGACCUGCCACACGCUCGUCACUUUUGUCCACUGUGCAGCGUGGGCCACGGUCCCACGCUGGCCGGCUCUCAGACCUGUGCGGGUCAACGCCAAGCGCAUGGUGCUCACCAUCACCAUCAAGCACGGACGCGGUCUCCGUCCACAUCAGAUACUCCACCAGGGAGACCACGUGCCGCCUGGCGUGGAGGAGGUGGUCGUCAUCAUCAAAGACGACGUCACACGCGUUGAACGACAUCAGUGUGCCGUUGGUAUCUACAAGACCGGCAUCCUCCUCGACAUCAUUCGCCAGCUGCUUUACUUUCUCCCAGGCAAAGUCGUGUUUGUGGGCGUCGACGUGCUGGACCCACGUAUCUUCGGCCUGCCGAUGGGCACGCCGUGUCCUCUGCUCGCUGGCAACAUCCGUCGGGCCAUCGGCGACUAUGCGACGGUCGUGCUUGGCUGGUCACACGACCAGGUCGACACCGCGCUCGCCGGGCUGGAGAUGCUUUCCCACCACGAGUAUCGCGCUCGGGUCGGUCUGCAGGAGUAUGAGAUGUUGUCCAAGCCGUGA
This is a messenger RNA of Apiotrichum porosum, 960 nucleotides long. RefSeq lists its product as uncharacterized. The record is from RefSeq and is a predicted model, not a curated record. NCBI's taxonomy places the organism in Eukaryota, Fungi, Basidiomycota, Tremellomycetes, Trichosporonales, Trichosporonaceae. The coding region runs from base 1 to 960 and encodes 319 amino acids. The transcript has a single exon.